AUGAACAGGUCAUUUUUUACCAUUAAUAAAGACUGCACAGCUCAUAACCCUGUCUUUGAAAGGGUAAACAGACAUAUCUCACUUCCCCCAAUCAUCAACGCUGAUAAAAAAGCUAUCCUCAACAUUCUACGAGACCAUCAUUCAAUUGCACGGAUCUCAUGGCCUGAUUUUGAAGUAAAGUCGGCCACAUCAAGAGCCCCAAAUUCAACGUCAUUCACUUUCAAGUCAAAAUAUAGCACUAGCUCCUGGAAAACAGCUGUACUAACUGAUGUCGACGAUGGUAUUAUCAUACAUGAUGUACCCUAUCUGAAAGUUACUUGUUAUAUAAAAUGGACUAUAACAGAGGCUCAAGAUGUCUGGAAUAGCUCGCUGCGUUGCCUUCUCAUAUCCAGGCCACCAACCCCUCGAGGCAUGGACCGGACUUUUCUCGCAAAGAAUAGAAAGCUCGUGAACCUAGCUUUAAAGGGGAAAAAGAAGCCCCUCCCCGUAAAUAUCAACACAGAUAAGGAUGCCAUCCUUAGAAUCUUAUACGACCAUGAUCCCAUUGCACGAACCUCAUGGUGCCAUUAUGAAGUAUCGGAAUCUAGCUCAACAUAA
Molecule: messenger RNA, 597 nt
Organism: Aspergillus ruber CBS 135680
Lineage: Eukaryota; Fungi; Ascomycota; Eurotiomycetes; Eurotiales; Aspergillaceae
Exons: 5
Coding region: 1-597 (198 amino acids)
Source: RefSeq, a predicted model, not a curated record